AUGUCAGGACCAGGGGCCAGCAGACACGGACCGUGGAAGCAGGACCAGAGGCCAGCAGACACGGACCGUGGUCAGGACCAGGGGCCAGCAGACACGGACCGUGGUCAGGACCAGGAAGCCAGCAGACACGGACCGUGGUCAGGACCGGGGAGCCAGCAGACACGGACCGUGGUCAGGACCGGGGAGCCAGCAGACCCAGACCGUGGUCAGGACCAGGGGCCAGCAGACACGGACCGUGGUCAGGACCAGGGGCCAGCAGACACGGACCGUGGUCAGGACCAGGGGCCAGCAGACACGGACCGUGGUCAGGACCAGGGGCCAGCAGACACGGACCGUGGACCAGGGGCCAGCAGACACGGACCGUGGAAGCAGGACCAAGGGGGCCAGCAGACACGGACCGUGGUCAGGACCAGGGAGCCAGCAGACACGGACCGUGUGUCAGGACCGUGGAGCCAGCAGACAACAGACCGUAGUCAGGACCAGGGGCCAGCAGACCCAGACCGUGGUCAGGACCAGGGGCCAGCAGACACGGACCGUGGUCAGGACCAGGGGCCAGCAGACACGGACCGUGGUCAGGACCAGGGGCCAGCAAACACGGACCGUGGUCAGGACCAGGGGCCAGCAGACACGGACCGUGGUCAGGACCAGGGGGCAGCAGACACGGACCGUGGUCAGGACCAGGGGGCAGCAGACACGGACCGUGGUCAGGACCAGGGGCCAGCAAACACGGACUGUGGUCAGGACCCGGGGCCAGCAGACACGGACCGUGGUCAGGACCAGGGGGCAGCAGACACGGACCGUGGUCAGGACCAAGGGGCAGCAGACACGGACCGUGGUCAGGACCAGGGGCCAGCAGACACGGACCGUGGUCAGGACCAGGGGCCAGCAGACACGGACCGUGAUAGAAUGGUUCAUAAUAAAGACUUAUAG
Procambarus clarkii (red swamp crayfish) is the source of this 930-nucleotide messenger RNA. Lineage: Eukaryota; Metazoa; Arthropoda; Malacostraca; Decapoda; Cambaridae. The record is from RefSeq and is a predicted model, not a curated record.